AUGUCAGCGGAUCAGCUGCUCGAUAACAAAGAGGGGGGAUUCCGGGAGAAAGUUGCUGCGGCCACGGCGACACCCCAGAGCCACGGAGGCGAGGGGCACGGGGACCAAAGGAGGGGACUCGACCGCUGCGACAGCGCCUGGAGGCCGAGGCAUUGAAAGAGCCGCAGGGGGAGGCACUGCGAGCCAGCCCGGCUGCUCCUCCUCUUCCUCCUCCUCCUCCUCCAAACUCGCAGGGCUCGGCCCCAGCGCUCGCUCAGCCGCCGGAGCGCCGGGAGGGACGGGAGGCAGCGCGCGGCCCGCGCCGACCAGGGUCCCCAGCCGCCAUGGAUAGCGACGACGAGAUCGUGGAGGAGGCUGUGGAAGGGCACCUGGACGAGGAUGGAUUACCGCACGGGUUCUGCACGGUCACCUACUCCUCGACAGACAGAUUUGAGGGCAGCUUCAUUCAUGGAGAGAAGAACGGUCGCGGGAAGUUCUUCUUCUUCGAUGGCAGCACCCUAGAAGGCUACUACGUGGACGAUGCCCUGCAGGGCCAGGGCAUCUACACCUAUGAGGACGGUGGAGUCCUCGAGGGCAUCUAUGUGGAUGGGGAACUGAACGGGCCGGCGCAGGAGUACGACUCAGACGGGCGGCUGAUCUUCAAGGGACAGUACAAAGACAACAUUCGGCACGGAGUGUGCUGGAUCUACUAUCCAGACGGAGGCAGCCUUGUAGGAGAAGUCAAUGAAGACGGGGAGAUGACUGGCGAGAAGAUAGCCUACGUGUACCCUGACGGGAGAAUGGCGCUGUACGGAAAAUUCAUCGACGGAGAGAUGAUCGAGGCCAAACUGGCCACUCUGCUGUCUAUCGAGGAAGGCAGGCCUCAGUUUGAGCUCGUGCCAGGAAGCCCCGCAUACCACUUUGAUAAGUCCACUUCAUCUUGCAUCUCUACCAGUGCUCUUCUUCCAGACCCGUAUGAAUCUGAGAGGGUGUAUGUUGCGGAGUCCCUCAUUUCCAGUGCUGGAGAAGGACUGUUUUCCAAGGCGGCCACAGAGCCUAACGUCGUCAUGUCUUUUUACAAUGGAGUCCGAAUUACUCACCAGGAGGUCGACAACAGGGACUGGGCCCUGAAUGGGAACACCCUGUCCCUGGAUGAGGACACGGUCAUUGAUGUGCCUGAGCCCUACAACCACGUGUCCAAGUACUGUGCCUCCUUGGGACACAAGGCGAACCACUCCUUCACUCCAAACUGCAUCUACGACAUGUUUGUCCACCCCCGCUUCGGGCCUAUCAAAUGCAUCCGCACCCUGCGAGCUGUGGACGCCGACGAGGAGCUCACCGUGGCCUACGGCUAUGACCACAGUCCCCGGGGCAAGAGCGGGCCCGAAGCCCCCGAGUGGUACCAGCUGGAGCUGAAGGCCUUCCAGGCCAGCCAGCAGAAGUGAAGGGCUGGCUCGGCGGCUCCAGAGAGCUGGAGUAGAACCUUGGAUCUAUGCACUCCAUUCGCCCGACGCCGACCACAACAUCAACGGGACAACCAGGGACUGCUCGUGCUGUGCGUCACAUCCUCCCCUGCGCUAGCCGCGACCUCCUCGCAUACUAACAGGUCUGACUGCGUUACUCUUAGCAGAUGUAAAGUUCGCUGACCUCGCAACACGGCCCCCAGCCCGAGGCGGCGUGGAGCCCUCGACACCCACAGCCUGAGGUUCUCCAGUGGUUUGCAGCUAAAUCUCUACAGAAUUCAGAGAUCACACGACAGACUGAGAAAGGGAAAGGGGCUUUUGGCCAUGUUUCUCAGUGGUUUUUUUUCCAUGAUGUUUUUCCUAGGGCCGACGCAAAUUGGGCUAUCACACUUGCAUAGGGGCCGUCUCCGAGUAGAGAACUACUACAUCUUUAUUCUCUAAGUAUAGUAUCAUCUGCCUUUUAACCUUUGAUCUGUAUCUUGCAAUAGAAUGGCUUUGUUUUUCCCCAGUGAACAAAAGCCCACUUCUAGUCCUUUUCGUGGGUCCUGUUCCCUACCUUAUUAGAUACCCUGUGCAGAGAAGCCUCCCCAUGGAUGCCCCAUCCAGGCAGUGUGAGGCCUCUCUGGUUCUUCCUACAUCAUUAGUUCAUUAUUAUGUCCUAAUAUAAAGUACCGGCUCCUCAGGCUGGCAUAUUAUUAUAGAACUAUUAUUCUCGCAUGUAAACAAAGGUAUCUUUGCUUUCCUAUGUGAGAAGAAAUGAAUUUCCUUUGUCUGCAUUAAGUUAUGGAAGAGUUGUAAUAUAUACCUUAAGAAAGAAGAGAGGAAAAUUAGUAUUUCUCAGCAGUAACUGUGGCAAUUUUGCAAUAUCUUCAAUAGUGCUAGUAAGUUUUUCUCCUUGAGGACACUUUAAAUAUACCUAACCUAGUGCAGUCCGGCUUGUGGCACAAGUGCAUUGAAUUCAACAGUCGAAUAACUAACUUGAAUUCUAAUGCAGGAUGCAAAAAUUUCUUUUAAAUCAAUACUAUAAAGGCAAACAUACUGACCACUAGGUACAAAUCUGAAACUUCAUUGUUGAAAUUUCAAAGUCCUUACCUGCGUCAGAGCAUUGUAAGCUAAAUGUUCACACCUGCGUAGUUUAAAAGCAACAGCAUAAAUAGCAUUUCAGCCAUUUUGCAAGCCAUGUAUAAACACAACUGCAAAAUAAGGAGAAAACCCCUGUUUUUAGUUUAGCAUACUAGAUCUGUGACAUAACUGGGAUUGCUCUGAACGCGUCCUAAGAGUUCUGGUUUUUUCUGAGCACCCUCACCCCGUGCCAUGAUUUACAUCUUUUCACUACUUGGGUGUGAGGCUCAGGAACUCUGGGAGCCACAUUUGCUCUGAGGUGCAGCUGUCAGCUGUCACCUGUGCCAGUUUGAUCUGCAAAGGUAAAGCCUUGUCCGAGGUAGUAGACUGAGCCCUGGGGAGAGAGGCCGAAGGAGACAGGAAGCGGGAAAGGUGCUGUUUCUUGGUUGUACGUUGCUCUUAAAAGGCUUUCUAAGGAAAGUGCUUGAUUGGGGAUCGGGCCUGCUUCCCAGCUUCCGGGGGGGACUCAGCCCUGCAGGUCAGACUUGCCGCCCUUGCCUUUUCCCAAGGCCAGGAUUCCUAGAGCACUGCCUGCAACCUCAUGCUCUGAAGCUGGGUGGCCGUCAGAUCCCUGCUUGAAAGCUUAAGGGGCUUAUUCGCCCAGAAAAGGAAGUUGUCAGGGCUUCCAGAAAGAUCUCCCACAAAAGGAACUUAACAAAAUAUUUUGAUUAAAAAGCACCAGGAUAGGAUCGCUUCUAUUCUGUUGAAAGAGAUUGCCCUGCACACUGUGACAGAUAGGAUCUCCAGACACAUGUUCUGAUAGGUGCUCAAAGUGUAUCCUAAGGAAGUGACUGUCAUCCCCAUCACCUGGGCAGUGGAACCGUGGCCAAAAUGUGGCAGAUUCCCAGUGGUGGGGCAUAAACAAAUGACUCUAGGCCAUCCCCAGAGGAGCUAGAGCCUGGCAUGUGGGAGAUACCGUGGUCCCAGGGGACUCAUUCAGAGCUGUCCCAGUGCAAACCCUGCAUGACUAGAUCUCUCCUUAGCAUCUUUUCUAUGAUGAAAUAUUAUCUUGUGUUAGAGUUAGGAAUAGGAACUAAUUGGCAAGAGCACGUCCCCAGAUGGCUUUUGUGUGGACUAACAAAAAAGGUCAGGACUGAAUUUCCGACACAAAGGAAUGAUGGAUGAAUUAAAAGACAGCAGGCGAGGCGGACUUGGGUCUGUAGUACCUAUUCUUAUUUUAACCUGCUUCAUCCCUGGUCUCCCUGAGCAACCAAAAAGGAAAUUCAUUUUUCAAGACCUUUUGGAACCCAUCCAGGGUGACAGUGAAACUCUUUGCCCUCUGAGGUUCAUCACACUUGAGAAUGUGUUUCCUUCUCACCAAGAAACCAGACAAAACCAACAGGGCCCAGUGUAACCAUCUGCAACACUGAAGUGUGACAGUUAUUAAGUUGCGAAGGGCUGCAAAGGCCUGGGGUGGGGGUGUAGCUCGGUGGGAACUCACUCCCCUCUCAGGCAAGAGGCCCUAGGUUUGAACUCCAGCACCACAAACACAAAAAUAAAAUUGCAUUCAUUGCGAACAGUGAACGAAAGAUUGUGUUAGUGAGACAGUAUGUGGCACUUUUAGUUAACUUUCAUUUUUUAAAAAAAUGAGACUUUAAAUCACUCGGCAAAAUGCAUUUAAAAUCUCCCAAGAAGGUAGAUACGAUUCUCUUGUUUUGUUUUCAGUUGCCUCAAGUUUCUGUCCUAAAAGUAGCAAUUUAGAAUCCACACAUCUUUUGUUUUAGAAAAACAAGCAAAACUAUGUUGCAAGAAUGGAUAUUAUGUCUAUUUGCCACAGAUCAAAGGUUCACAAAAUAUAUUAAAUUUACAUCUACUUGAGGUACACCUUGAGAAAUUUUUUUUUCUUAAGAUUUUUUUCCCUUCAGAAAUUUGGAUCCUCGAUGGCAGGGUUUUGUUUUGUUUCAUUUUAAUUUUAAAAAUACUAAAUUUUCAAGGUUUUCUUUGGCUAAACGUGUGCAUACAUAUUCAAAGCAAUGAAGCAAUUUCAAGCCAUACAUCCACAGGGGUGGAAACCCUUUUCACAAAUUUUAAUGUGUCUGUAUGUAAAUAGACGUUUGUAUGAAAUAUUUUCAUGGUAGAAUGAAUAUAUUUAAAUGAAGUCAAGUUAUUCCAGUGCUAUUUAAACACAUCACAGAAAUUUUUGGUGAGAAUUCUCUGAGUCUAUUGAGAUACAAUGCAGAUCAAUUUUGAUUUUUAAAAAUCAAAGCCUACAAAUCCCUCUGACUGGUGGUGACCGGGUGGAGAGAGCCCGUAGGCUUCCCAGUGCCUCCGCCGCUUCCUGGUGGUAAGUUCGGUGCUAACGGAGGUGCGCUCACCUUUUGCGAUCUCCCCGAGGGUCCCGGGGCCUGGGAGUGGAUCCGAGGCGAUCGAGACUCGGUGCAGUUAUCUGGAGCACAAUUUCUUUGCAGGGCAGCAGAAUCCGAAGCCAGACUCGGCCAGGACCCUUGGAGCUGGGUCUCUGGCCACCAUCACCUGCCGCCCUACUGCCCGGCCACCCGGCAGGGAGGCCGCCCUCAGUGGAGUUGGGGUCCAGACCCGGGAGGGGGGACUUCAGGGUUUUGCCAGCCACCUCUGCCCGCAGCCCUCCACCUCCAGAGGGGGGACAGAGGAGCAGCUGCUGGCCAGGGCGGUCCCCCAGCACACUUCCUGUCUCCGCUCUGCAUGACCAUGCACCCCGGCACCAAACUUCCAACCAGAGAGAGAGACGAGUCCUCGGAUCACAGAGCCCUGCGCCUCUGCCUGUGACUUGACACACAGUCUGAAGUCAUUGGAGUAUCCACACCAUCCGCGUCCCUGCGACAUACCUCCCGGCUCUCCUGACUUGUGUUCCUGGAAAAACAAAAAACAAAAAAAGAAUUCCUUUCCAAUGAUAUUUGACUGGAGUGAGUUGUUUUUGUUUGGUUUUGUUUUUUUUUUUUUUCACUUUGGGUCCUGGAUUUAAUGAAAGGAUGAUAGGAUGCCAGCUUUUCACUGUGUAUACUAGCAAUAUGAACACACACACCAACGUAUCCUAACCCAUCUUCUCGUUACAUUUUGGGUUGCACUAGAAUUACUCUUGAUUAGCGGAUGGAGGAACCACAGGGACUGUGGAAUGACUGCUUAUCAUGUAAGAAUGAUUCUGCGCUCCCUACUGCAAAAGUUUUUCCUCCUGGGUUUUCUGUGUUCUCUUUUUAUCCUGAAAUGCAUCUGUUAGGUUGAGAGGUUCUGUUUCAGGAGUGGAAGUCAGGGGUCCGCUUUCAGCAUUCAUGGCAACCAAGGCUGAACCCCCUCACGGUCAACAAGCAUCUUUGGUCUUUUGUGGAAUAUGAACUAAAUCUACGAGCCUUAUUCCGUAUCUACAAUUCUAUGGGUUUUUAAUGAUGGGACAUUAGCGGAAGAUGUUUACAUGAGUCACGUUUGCCCUUCCUGUGUUACGAAUGAAUUUUUUGUAGUGUGUCUGGGUGCAUGUGCAGGAGAGUAGGAAAACUGUUUCUGAAACAAAACUUGACAAAUAUUUGUAAUGAAAAGUAAAUUUAAAGAUUGCUAUAAUUGCGCUAUAGAAACAAUGCAAGUAUUAAACAAAAUACACAAUCCUC
Cavia porcellus (domestic guinea pig) is the source of this 6139-nucleotide messenger RNA. RefSeq names its product SET domain containing 7, histone lysine methyltransferase (gene Setd7). Gene Ontology annotation, molecular function: histone H3K4 monomethyltransferase activity; protein binding; chromatin binding. Gene Ontology annotation, cellular component: nucleus; chromosome. Gene Ontology annotation, biological process: heterochromatin organization; peptidyl-lysine monomethylation; regulation of DNA-templated transcription. Lineage: Eukaryota; Metazoa; Chordata; Mammalia; Rodentia; Caviidae. The transcript has 8 exons. Bases 324 to 1424 code for a protein of 366 amino acids. The record is from RefSeq and is a predicted model, not a curated record.